GAUACAGCAGGCUGAACCAGAAUACAAAAAAGCCUUCACAGAUGAACUAGAGGCCUUCAAGCAGCGGGUACAGAAGCGAGCAGCCCAGAAGAUGGAGGAGUUGAUCAAGGAGGCAGAGGAGGAAGAACGACAGGCUCGACUUGGUCCUGGCGGCCUUGACCCUCUAGAGGUGCUUGAGGACCUGCCUGAGGAGCUGAAAAAAUGUUUUGAGAGCCAGAACAUUGAAUUACUACAGGCAACAAUAGAGAAGAUGGCCCCAGAGGAAGCAGCUCAUCACAUGAAGCGCUGCGUUGACUCGGGGCUUUGGGUACCUGAUGCCAAUGCUGUCAAGAGCGAGUAGCAAUAUACAAAGAUAACUGUUGAGCAUUCAAUGAUGUAUUAUAAAUAAGUGUGAUAAUGCAAUUAUCAUAACAGUAUAAAUGGAAUAAUAGUGUGCUGUCUUAACUAUAAUUAAGAGUACACAAGCACUUGCCUCCAUCUGAGGGCAGUACAGUACUGUACGUACAGUAUUACAUUGUCUGUUGGAGGCAAUUCAGAAAAAGAUUCAAUCUUUCACCAUCACAAUAUUUGUAUUUAUUUUAAUUCAUUUUUAUAUUUUUACAUGUAAAGAGAAUAUUAACCUUGUAAACAAUUUGGAAAUUAUGCAAUCGAUGUUUUAUAUUGUCCCAGAGCCAAAUGUAUUAAUGACUUCUUCAUUGACAUUUGACAAAUGAACUGUCCCAUUAUAUAAAAUAUAUUAAUGAUAUAGGUACAGAUAUUGUCCCAUUAUAUAUAAUAUAUUAAUGAUAUAGGUACAGAUAAUGUUCCAUUAUAUAUAAUAUAUUAAUGAUAUAGGUACAGAAUAUAUCAGAGCCUGUCAUUUCACUUUACUGUAGAGUAGAAUAAAACAAACAUUUUAAGUCAUGACUGAGUUAAUAUGUAGUAUUGAUGUUGUGCAUUCACACACAAUUUAUUUCUGCUUUUCAAUGUAAUUAUUUUUCACAAUAUUAUGUUUUCCCUACAUGAUUAUAUUAUCUAUACAAAUAAAUAAGUAAAAUAAAAAAAAUUU
This is a messenger RNA of Homarus americanus (American lobster), 1048 nucleotides long. Its product is annotated as hsp90 co-chaperone Cdc37-like. The record is from RefSeq and is a predicted model, not a curated record. Gene Ontology annotation, molecular function: protein-folding chaperone binding; heat shock protein binding; protein kinase binding. Gene Ontology annotation, biological process: protein stabilization; protein folding. NCBI's taxonomy places the organism in Eukaryota, Metazoa, Arthropoda, Malacostraca, Decapoda, Nephropidae. Gene Ontology annotation, cellular component: cytoplasm.